CAGCACGUACACUGCAUCUCGCCGAAAUAUUUGUAUCUAGCACAUCUAGUGCGAAUCUGAGUUUGCCGGAUUUAACCGACGACGAUUCGGGAAAUAGAAGGAUAACAAUCGACAAAAUCAAGCGACUUUGGAGGCCAUCCAUUCGGAAUUAUAUUCUUAGUGGAAGCUAGAAGGCUUUGACUUUAGCUAUGGCGGACGGGAAGAUUUCCACGACGGAAAGGGUCAUAAAAAGUGUCCCACAUCCUCCCAAGCACAGACUGACGGUGAAAGAGGUCUAUGACCUCUCCGGGAAGCCCAGACCAGAGGUCCUCAAACAGCACUUCCUACAAGAGGGACGGUUAGAAGAAGAGGUUGCACUUAGGAUAAUCAAUGAGGGCACAGAAAUAUUACGAAAAGAAAGUACUAUGUUAACGAUAGACGCACCUGUUACAGUAUGUGGCGAUAUCCACGGUCAGUUCUAUGAUCUAAUGAAGCUCUUUGAGGUCGGAGGAAGCCCCCACGUAACACGCUACCUUUUUUUAGGAGACUAUGUCGACAGAGGGUACUUUAGCAUAGAGUGUGUGCUAUACCUGUGGAGUUUGAAGAUAUUGUGUCCAAAAACACUGUUCAUGUUACGAGGAAACCAUGAGUGCCGGCACCUCACAGAAUACUUCACAUUUAAAACUGAGUGCAAAAUUAAAUACACAGAGGGUGUGUACAAUGCAUGUAUGAUAGCGUUUGAUUGUCUACCAUUAGCAGCUGUGAUGAACCAACAGUUCCUCUGUGUGCAUGGAGGCCUCUCACCAGAAAUACACUCAUUAGACGACAUCAAGAAUUUGGACAGAUUCAAGGAGCCUCCAGCAUUUGGUCCUAUGUGUGAUCUCCUCUGGUCAGAUCCUCUGGAGGACUUUGGUAGUGAGAAGAACACAGAUCAACACUUCAGUCACAAUUCAGUCAGAGGCUGUUCAUACUUCUACAGCUAUCAAGCAUGCUGUGAGUUCCUACAACAGAAUAACCUUCUUUCAAUAAUUCGAGCGCACGAGGCUCAGGAUACGGGGUAUCGGAUGUACAGGAAGAGUCCUGCAACAGGUUUCCCCUCCCUCAUUACCAUCUUCUCGGCACCUAACUACCUGGAUGUGUAUAACAAUAAAGCUGCAGUACUGAAGUACGAGAACAAUGUGAUGAACAUCAGGCAGUUCAACUGCUCCCCGCAUCCUUACUGGUUACCUAACUUCAUGGAUGUCUUCACGUGGUCGUUACCGUUCGUCGGUGAAAAGGUGACGGAGAUGCUCGUCUCGAUCCUCAACAUCUGCUCCGACGAUGAGCUCCUCUCAGAUGGAGAUGACACAUUUGAAGGCUUAACAAAUAAAGUUAAAAAACCUUCAGUAUUACCAAGGAACGAUUCCACCGCAGAGAGUAACGCUGAUGCAGAUGAGGGGGCAACUGCAGCAAGGAAAGAGAUCAUUCGUAACAAGAUCAGAGCCAUCGGAAAGAUGGCACGCGUCUUCACCGUUCUCAGGGAAGAGAGUGAAAGUGUGUUGACAUUGAAGGGUCUGACCCCGUCGGGUAUGCUGCCAGUCGGCGCCCUCUCUGGUGGAAAGAGGACAUUGCAAACAGCGAUCGGCCAGAAGAUCAGUGGCUUUGAGGAAGCCAAGGGUCUCGACAAGGAGAAUGAAAAGAUGCCCCCUAGAAAGGACGCGCCUCCACCCCCCAACAACAAAGGCUCGUAAUGACCCCCUCCCGCUUCGUGUGCCCCUUCCCUAUAUCAGGAUGACACCCCUUAUCGCUUGUCCCCCUCGUCAUGAGCUGGUAGUCGCACUACUACCCCUCAUGAGACUUUAGGCUCUUUAAGGUCAUCAUUAUACCCCCAUUUCGUCAGAGCCAGGAACAUUCCUUUCUAAUCUUAAUCUUAAUCCCUGAUGCUCUCUGACCCUCGUAGCGAGAUAAUCCUAAUCUUCAUAUGAUCCUCGACCCACUGCCCUUGGGAGACCGACUGGUGGUUCUGGUACAAAGCCUAUGGCAAUGAGAGAACUUGGUAGUCAACGUGUUCAUGGUAGGACCAUUCUUGGGAACAUCCUGAUCAGACGGUCGGUCUCUACCAGACCGUAAGACACUGACAGUUUUCACUUUAAGCGGGACCUGUGUGAUGCAUAAAGUCUCCAGUGUUCCGAGAAAACUGUCGCGAGUUGAGAUGACGACGACGACUCAUCGAAGCAGGGGACCUGACCUGGAUAUCCAUCACAGGAAGUAGAGGUAACCACAACGUAUCCCAUGAAUCAUCUGGGGACGAGCUACAUCCGUCAGAAGCAGGGUCUUGUUUAAAGGGACGCAAUCAGCCCAGGUCUUACAUCACAUCCAACUUGUCUUAAUGUUCAACGCAAGAAACCAAUCACGAAAUAUUCAUCUUGUGUGUUUGUUCAAAUUGUUAAUGAAGUAAAUGGGAUGUUAACACUACUGUCGUUGUAACACUAUAUAAUAACUUAAUUCUUAAAACUUCACAAGCUAUAAGGGGAACCCCUUGGUACAUUGUGAAUCUGUUGAAUUUCUGAUAAAGUUCUUUACAAAUCCACCUGAGUCGGUUUGGAAUGAAAGAUCAAAGAGGAAAUUUGUCUUUUGUUGCUGUGGUUUGAUGCACUUGUAUCGCACAAGGUCAUAUUUUGCACCAAUACAUAGAAUAGAAGAUUUCAAGUUAUCUUGUUUGAACGUACCGAACGGCUCCCCCGUGGAGGCCUCUUUUUUGUGUAAGAGCAGAGGGGGAGACUGUUUACAUUGUUAAAGUUUGUGACUAGUAAUGUCAAUCAGGAGAGAGCACCUAUUUAAUGAGAUUUCAGUGAAGUUACAAUAUAAUACUAAUUGCAUAAAUAUAAAUUUGUAACAUUUUUGAGACACAGCAACAAUAACAGCCCAAAUUGAUUUACGAAAUUCAGAUAUAGCAAUCUAGCAAUCUGUUAAGAUUUCCCUCCGCUUAUCUUAAAUUCCCUCUUAAAUUGAGAAGAAAUUAUAUUCCUAGAUGAUCUGCUGCAUAUACAAGGGCAACUUGAGAAAGAAAUCAGGGUUGGGGCUAUAAAGUGUCUUUGAAAAGAUCUCUCUGAUCCUUGUACAGCUUCAGAUAUGAAUCAUUUACUUUUCAUUGCAGAAGGUGUCGUAGGAGAGCUGGAAUUUUGAUCAAAGAUAGCUUUGAUUUUGAUAAUGUUAGCUAUGGUCUCGUUGGAUGUAGCUUUGGGCACUUGGUUGACAAAAGCAGUGAGUGUUUCCAUUGGAAAACAAUCUUGCAACCUCAUGCAGAGCUGCCAAUUUGCUAAUCUGCUAAUUUUCAAGGUUUCAUUCUGAAAUUUGAGAAGACUGCUGACGAAGGUUCCAUUCUCGACUAUGAUUUUGUAGGUCCUGGCACUUCUGCUAUAUUUAUUUGAGAAAUUACAGAUCAUCUACAGAAUAUAACAACUUUUGGUGAUUGGAAUACUACAUGUCCUAGGGAAAGUUGGCAGCUCGGCCAAUUUGCUGCACAGAAUGAAACGCACAUGGCACAUGAUAAGUUGCCUUGGUACACAACAAGAAGAAAUGGGUAAUUUUUUUUGUCCUGGUCAGAUUAAGAUAUGAGGAUAACAUUAGAUUCCUUAGAGAUUGUACAUUGAUUGAUUAAUUCCUAUCGUCUCUUUAUUUUUUUUUAUUUCAUCAAGAGAUUUGGGCUGCAUCUUUCUAAAACCAUUGUUAAUUGUAAGAAUGAGUUUGUGUAUUCAUAACCAGGUCAGCAGAUUAAUUAUUUGAUCUAAAAAGCAGUGGUUCUUAUCAAUACUCCUUGCAUAAGAGUGCAUUUAAGAAACGAUGGGUGAUAUUGAUACAUGCAAUGGUACCAUGAGGGGGAGCAUGUUAUCAAGAAGGCUGACCAUUUAAAUUAAAUUUAAAUCGAUGUAUGAAACUCUUCUCGUAGAUUUGAGUCUAAACUACAGCCAAUGGUUCGCAGCAAGAUGGUGUAUCUUUCAACAAAAGAUGACAAUCACUAAUUAUUCGCCCAAAACUAUACUCCACAUUUUAGAGGACUUCAAAAUACAGUAACUGUAUAUUUUAUCUCAUUCAGAAAUUUGCUACUCUGUGUUAUUAAACGAAACGUAUAAUCUUAGAAUAAAUGUGGAAUAUAUACAUUUAUAUAUGAAUAUAUAUAUAUUUGAACCUAUAUCCUUCAGAAUCUAUGAUAAAAUGAGAUUCAUUUGUUAUGUUGUGUCUGGUGCAGAAGGAUGUUCAUGGACUAGGGUCCAGUGCGGAAGGUCUUUAAUUGUUUGAGGAGACAUGGGUCAUGGACAUUAAUGACCUUCUGCUGCUGGUAUUGGAUGAAGUAGCGCCUUUCUGACCUCUCUGACCUAAUUGGGAUGUGUUGGUGUAUAUAGUUGUACAUUGUAGAAGCACUUUUUUUGCAUGUUUAGAGUCAGCUGAAUGGUGUAGUUAUAGAUACUUGUUUUCAUUCAUUCAUUUGUUUGUUUGUUUGUUCGUUCGUUCUCACUCCUCCAAACUUACUGAUACUUUUUAUUAUUACCCCAAAAUCAAUGCUUCAUUUGAGAUGUAUGUGACAUAUGAAGAUGAAGGUCAGGGGUCAUGCAGGUCAUGACCUUUGCUCAUUUGCAUAGCAAGCACACACUGUGUACCAAUGCUUAUAUUAUUUCCUUUACUUUAACCCAACCCAGGUACCACUUUACGUGUUACGAUGCGAACCUGUCUAAAAUGUGUGUAUAUGUCAAAAUCGAUAUGAUUUACAGGUUCAAAGUUAGAGCAAAAAGAGAGAAGAUUAUUACAAAAGAGAGAACAUUAUUAAUAUAAAGAAGAUUUCUAGAAUAUUGAUUUCUGAUGUAUGAUUUGCAGGUCAAAACAAGAUUGAAAAGAGUAGAUAAUGUGUUUGAGAGAAAUAAAUGCAGAGCUUUUUUUCCAGCCCUACCUUUACAUGUAGCACUGUUACAGCUUGUCGACACUGCACUGCGACGAAUUGGUCUACUUUGACCAAUCUCUCUUCGGUAAUCAUUUACUUAAUUAGCAAAGCAUGUGCUACAUUCACAGGAUCAAAAUCUUGAGUUAAGUCUUCUAUAUCCACCCCAGACCUGUUGUUUUCAUUGCAAUUUUGUUUGUACUUCAUGUGUGCCAAGUCGAGUCCUUUCCCCUCGAACAGAACCCCCUUAGAUCUACAUAUUGUUCCAACCUGUUUAGAUUUAGUUUUGUGUUGAAACAUGCACGGUCUUACUGUACAUCCCAGGCUUAAAGCUAGUUCGUCAGUGGUUUAUUUCUAUCAAUAAACGUGAUAUUUUUGUAAGAGAAAAUUUGCACAUUUGACAAGAUUGCCUUCUUGAGUGGUCAAUUCACUUCUGCUCUUAAUGAGACAGCUUCAUGAUUUAUUUCUACAGAAAUUUUGUACAAAUUUGGAUAGGAUAAGAAAUGCGUUGAUCAAAAGUCUCAAUUUAUACCGUUUGAUUUCAGUUGGCAUGACAACAGACCUCAACUCCUGUGAAAUAGAUUUCAUCUGGUUUAGAAGAGAUCAUUUUGGUCUCUCACUUACAGUGGAAGAGAUUUAUAGUCAUAAUGAGAGGAUUUUGAGUUCUCCCUAUUUGUUAUUAUGUAACGUAUUGGAGGGUCAACUGCCACAUGCAUCAUAAGGUUUAUGUAUGUACGCUCCUAAUUGCAAUAUAGAAAUAUAGGAGGUUACAGAAACAGGACCUAGGUGUCUAUAUGUGGGACUGAGAUGAGUUUAUGAGAUCACAAUAUAAGGAUUGUUUAAAGUUUUAAACACACAAUUUAAAUAACAUGGGUUUGGGGAAACCCCCAAAGUUAUCUCUCCAAAGGCGAACUCCUUCGCAAUUACCUGUUCCGUAUGAAACGUAAAUAUCGAUAUACACAGCUGAACUCCUCUGAAGUUAGAGGUCUGGGAGAUAGACUAGUAAUUCCACGUUGGCUGAUGUUUUAGUACCAUGCCAAACUUUGUUGAUUAGGCUUGAUACAGGUAGUUUUUUCUACGUAGAUGAGAAUUUCAGGUAUUCUUUGAAUAUGCAAAAUCACCAUGAAUUAACGUCUAAAUUAUGACCAUGUAUGUGUAUCACAGUAGAACGAAGAAUAUCGAGGAGGAUAACUGGAUAAAUUAUUCAAAGUUAUAUAUGUAACUAUAUCUUGAUGUUGUAAGAUGCAUUCUUUGCUAGAAUUAAUUCUUUUUCUUUUUCAUUAUGAAUAUUACUCUGGUUGGAAAUGGGAAAGAAUUGUGUUCUAUAAAUAAUUUCCCAUGGUUUUAAUUUUGAAAUUUGUACAGAUAUAACAUUGAUAGCAUGACAAAAAUUAAAAAGAAAAAAAAAGGAAAAAAAAACACAAUGUAUGACAACAAUGUAAAAGUAGACUACAGAUAUUGUAAGGACAUUUCUUGUCAUAUAAUCUUUUUCUUGUACAAAUGUUUUUUUUUUUUUUAUUUGCCUGAAGUAUAAAUAAAUCUUGUGUGAUAUAAUUUCUUUUUUGAAAACAAGGUAAAAAAAAAGUGAGGUAAAUAAUACUGUGACUGUGUGUAGAUAUACGCAAACUUUUUAUUUUCAUGUUAAAUGGAACGACAAAGUCCGAUUGGUCUUUGGUUAUUAAACGCAGAUGGACAGGAGGGGGCAUUUGUGUGUUGAAAAUUUAGAAUGUAACAAGUUUGUACGCCUCUGUUUGUAUGUCUGUCAGUCUUUAUGUGAGUAGAGAUUAAAAAGGUUGAUGUAUUGAUGGAGAUCGGGACACGAUCUCUGUGAGAUAGAGCUAUGUAUUUCAACACUUAUUCCAUAGCACGCAGAGAAUAGAAUGGACUGUUUAAUCCUAUCAUGAAAAUAGAUUUAAAUGUCAGUGGAUUGUCAAUUUUUUUUAAAAUUUUCUUUUUCAAUUGGUUUCUUUCCAUCUUACUCUGUUGUUCCUCCUAAUUUAUGAUGAAUUAUAUGAAAGUUUUGGGUCAAGAAUCGUGUGCUUUACUUUGAAAGUACCUGUUAGAUAUCAUAGAAUAUGUUUAUGGUCACGUUUCCUUUUUAUAUUUAGAGUGAAGUUAGUUGAUAGGAAGAGUAAUGAAAUGAUUUGUCUGCCAUUGAGGAAGGGGGGAUGAUGUACGUUGGUUUCUCGUAGUUUCUGAAGCAGGAGAUGUAACAUAACGUGUUGAUUCACCAGCAUAAAGUGGAUCAUUUACUACCCUAAUUUUAAAUUAGUUCACAGCGAGUUUUUAUUUUCUUCAUCAGAGGGAUGUACCAUGCUGCACGCUGAUUCUAUGCAACUUUGAGGGUUGUUUGGUUUGUUGUAUGGGUGUUGGUUUGCUUGUAUUAGUCAUAAAUAAAUUGCCAAAGUGUUCGGAAAUUAUAUCCUUGCUCCUAUCUCCUCACCCUGUAUUGAUUUGAUUUUAAUUGAUUUUGAUCUCAUCACAAAAUGAUACGCUUGUUCCCACAUGUUAUUUUGGUACAUUUCAUUUCCAAUCUUUCUCCACCGGUAUUUGUCAACCUAUCAAACUGCAUACUAAGUCUAACUUAAAUACAUUGCAUCUUUUCAUGUGAAAAUUGAAUGAUAUCCUCCAAAACGAAAUAUGACAACUAUUGUGUCAAAAAAUAAGUAACAUUUUUGAAAGUGAAAUGAGAAAUUUCUUGGCCCAGUUUUAUAACGUAGCUUCUCUAAAAUGAACAUUCAGUAAAGUAAAGUAAUGUAAUAAAUGUAAAGUAAUGUAUUUAUUCUCUCCUGCUUCAGAAAUUAUAAGACUGUUACAAAUGAGCUUGAAUUAGAACCAUUUGAUUUACUUGUUAGAUAUUACGAAAUCAAUAAUAUAUACUGCUGUCAAAUUUUGUAGGCUUAGACAAUUGAAAUACACAUGAUCAAGUAUAUAUACAGUAAAGCGGUACUCUGACUUGUAGUUAAUAAUAAAUGAAGAUGGAAAUAGUAGGCUUUAGUUGUUUCUAAUUCACUUCAACGGAAACGGGCUGUAGGCAAUGGGAUCUCUUGUAGACUGAAUUGUGGAGAAUGAUUGUGAGAGGGCAGCAGACAGGGUCAAAGGUCAAUAGAGCUUGUGUGCCCGAGGAAGAUUGCUACAAUGCCAUCUGUUGUACAGGUAAUAGACUUCUAUAAUCAUUCAAGAUUUUGUAUCAUGCUGUAGAAUGAACAAAGGAAACAAAAAAAAAAACAAGGGGGAUUUGUGCAUCUGUUCUCAGAAAAAAGGCGUGCAUUUGCAUUUUGGUCUUUUUCUCUGCUGAGAAGAAUGAAGAAAAAAAAACGAAGAAGAGUAAUGUGUAUUAUUAUGAAUAUUAUUAUGAUUGUUACUAUUAUGACUUCUACUCUGAAAAAGAUCUCUUUGGUGUUUAAGGACAAAUAAAGGCUCACUUCCGAAUGGAGGAAAGCAUA
Molecule: messenger RNA, 8337 nt
Organism: Strongylocentrotus purpuratus (purple sea urchin)
Lineage: Eukaryota; Metazoa; Echinodermata; Echinoidea; Camarodonta; Strongylocentrotidae
Product: serine/threonine-protein phosphatase 2B catalytic subunit alpha isoform
Exons: 16
Coding region: 189-1709 (506 amino acids)
Biological process (GO): calcineurin-mediated signaling
Cellular component (GO): calcineurin complex; cytoplasm
Molecular function (GO): calmodulin binding; calmodulin-dependent protein phosphatase activity
Source: RefSeq, a predicted model, not a curated record